Molecule: messenger RNA, 456 nt
Organism: Exophiala spinifera
Lineage: Eukaryota; Fungi; Ascomycota; Eurotiomycetes; Chaetothyriales; Herpotrichiellaceae
Product: 40S ribosomal protein S13
Exons: 4
Coding region: 1-456 (151 amino acids)
Biological process (GO): translation
Cellular component (GO): nucleolus; ribosome; cytosolic small ribosomal subunit
Molecular function (GO): small ribosomal subunit rRNA binding; structural constituent of ribosome
Source: RefSeq, a predicted model, not a curated record
AUGGGUCGUCUUCACAGCAAAGGAAAGGGUAUCAGCGCCUCGGCCAUCCCGUACUCGCGAUCCGUGCCCACCUGGUUCAAGAGCACCCCCGAGACCGUCGUCGAGAACAUCUGCAAACUCGCCAGAAAGGGUGCGACUCCUUCUCAGAUUGGUGUUGUCCUGCGAGACAGCCAUGGCGUUGCCCAGGUCAAGGUCGUCACCGGUAACAAGAUCCUGAGAAUCCUCAAGUCCAACGGUCUUGCCCCCGAAGUCCCAGAAGACCUGUACAUGUUGAUCAAGAAGGCUGUCGCCGUCCGCAAGCACCUCGAGCGCAACCGCAAGGACAAGGACUCCAAGUUCCGCCUCAUUCUCAUCGAAUCCAGAAUCCACCGUCUGAGCAGAUACUACAAGACCGUCGGUGUCCUGCAACCCAACUGGAAGUACGAGAGCGCCACCGCAAGCACCCUGGUCGCAUAG